Messenger RNA from Hemiscyllium ocellatum (epaulette shark), 1486 nucleotides. RefSeq names its product zinc finger protein ubi-d4-like. Gene Ontology annotation, cellular component: nBAF complex. Lineage: Eukaryota; Metazoa; Chordata; Chondrichthyes; Orectolobiformes; Hemiscylliidae. The coding region runs from base 49 to 1275 and encodes 408 amino acids. The transcript is spliced from 12 exons. Gene Ontology annotation, biological process: nervous system development. The record is from RefSeq and is a predicted model, not a curated record.
CGGGGUGUCGGCGCAGGCGCAGGCGCAGUGACGGCGGCAGCGGGGAAGAUGGCGGCGGUGAUUCAGAAUGUUGUGAAGAACAUUGGUGAGCAAUACUACAAAGAUGCCAUUGAACAGUGCCACAACUAUAACGCCAGGCUGUGUGCCGAGAGGAGUGUGCGGCUGCCUUUCCUGGACUCCCAGACUGGAGUGGCCCAGAGUAACUGCUACAUCUGGAUGGAGAAACGACACCGUGGCCCAGGAAUGGCCCCAGGGCAGCUGUACACCUACCCCGCUCGUCGCUGGAGGAAGAAGAGGAGGGCACAUCCCCCUGAGGACCCUCACCUCAGCUUUCCAGCUCUGAAACCAGAGCUGGACCUGGGCCUGAAGAAAGACCUCCUGGUGCCCCCCGAUGGCAGUAGUCUGGAGGCAUUACUGAGAGGGGAGUCGGUGGAGAAACAGCGAGGGAUCUCUGACCACCGAGAUGACGACAGUCUGAAUGACUUCCCCAUCAACCACGGUCGGACCCGGAAGAGAAUCCUGGAUCCGGAUGAUUUUCUGGAUGACCUGGAUGAUGAAGAUUAUGAGGAAGAUCUCCCAAAGCGCAGGAGUAAAGGCCGGGCCAAGGGGAAAGGAGUUGGUCGGAGUGCGAGAAAGAAAGCCAUGGACGCUGCUGCGAUUGAGGAUCGAGAGAAACCCUACGCCUGUGACAUCUGUGGGAAACGUUACAAGAACCGGCCGGGACUCAGUUACCACUACGCCCACUCCCACCUGGCAGACGAAGAGGGAGAUGAGGACAAAGACCUGGAGCCCCAGAUCCCAAUAUCACACCGGAGGGAGGAACGUAAGUUGGGGCGGCCUCCAGGCGACUUCAGAAAAUUGAAAGCAGCAAAGAAGGGUCCGGAUGGGCUGGCUCUACCCAAUAACUACUGCGACUUCUGCCUGGGCGACUCGCGACUCAACAAGAAGACAGGCCAGUCCGAGGAGCUGGUCUCGUGCUCCGACUGUGGCCGCUCAGGACACCCAUCGUGCCUGCAGUUUACCCCAGUGAUGAUGGCGGCUGUGAAGACCUAUCGCUGGCAGUGCAUUGAGUGUAAAUGCUGCAAUCUGUGUGGGACCUCCGAGAAUGAUGACCAGCUCCUGUUCUGUGAUGAUUGUGACCGUGGUUACCAUAUGUACUGCCUCACCCCACCGAUGUCAGAGCCCCCUGAAGGAAGCUGGAGCUGUCGUCUCUGCCUGGAUACUCUCAAAGAAAAGGCCUCAAUUUACCAAAACCCCAACCCUCCUGCCUCCUAAUGGCCAUGGUUGGAAUUGUAGAAGGCGUGUGGUAGGGAUGGGUGGGUGGGCAUGGCUGAGGGGCUGUUUCCACAUUGGGGCGACAUGACGAUGAGAAACACUUGGUCCAGUUCCCCGCAGAGGCAUCUGUUUGGGAAGCUGAGUGGGUGUGUGUGUGACAGAGAGAGGGGGGUAUGUGUGCGUGUGUGACAGAGAGAGGGGGGGUAUGUGU